UCUCAUCGAUCCAUCAAACCUCGUUACUAGGAAACAGCGAUUCUGCCUCCAGUCGUGGAAAUACAAGCUAAAUACGUUCGCGAGCAGGUGCUCGAGCUUGUCGUUGGACAAGGAGUAGUGAGAUUAAUUCGGCGGACAGAUGAAAAAAACUGAACUAUGCCGACGCAUAUUGAGGUCGUUGACAGGCCGAGUAGCGAAAUCGAUCAGAUAGCAAAGUACCAGAAUAGUUAUCGACUGGAAUCGCGUAAUGUAUUUAAACUGGAGACUGUGGACAAGCUGGUGGAGACGAUUAUGAACGAGAACUUGGAGAACUUCACGUACGAGCCGAAGGAGGCCGUCAAAAUUUGCACCGAAACCGCUUCGGAAAUUCAACGGAAGAUACGGGUGCUCAAUUUCGACAGGUACAAAAUCGGCGUGACUGUGAGCAUCGUAGAGAAGGCCAGUCAAUCGAUGGAUUCCUCGAUGGGAUUUCUCUGGGACAAAGACAGAGACAACUACACCACUUACACCUUAGAAGGACACACGUACUACGCGAUUUGCUGCGUAUACGCUGUAUACUACGAAUAAUCAACUUUAUCAGCUUUUCGAUUAUUUUUCUCAACUUGUAUAGUUCAGCCACUAAUGAAUAAACACUAUAUUAUGCUCAAAACAAAAAAGAA
This is a messenger RNA of Nasonia vitripennis (jewel wasp), 659 nucleotides long. RefSeq names its product tctex1 domain-containing protein B. Bases 157 to 567 code for a protein of 136 amino acids. The transcript is spliced from 3 exons. Gene Ontology annotation, biological process: microtubule-based movement. Gene Ontology annotation, cellular component: cytoplasmic dynein complex; cytoplasm. Gene Ontology annotation, molecular function: dynein intermediate chain binding. The record is from RefSeq and is a predicted model, not a curated record. NCBI's taxonomy places the organism in Eukaryota, Metazoa, Arthropoda, Insecta, Hymenoptera, Pteromalidae.